AUGAAGCUCAGCCUACUCGCUACUAUUGCCAUCUUCGGCGUUGCUCUCGCACAAAAAGGGAUGGAAGCAUGGGAAAUUGCGCCAGUGGAUUCUGCCUGCAAAUCCAGGGCGAAAGCCAGGGAAAGUGUGAGGAGGCGAAGUAGGACCGAGCAAGGCAUGGUAGCGGUUGUUGAGGCCCCCUUCAAAGCUACUACAGAAGCAUUGGAUGGAAGGCAAAUCACAAUUGAAACGGCUUAA
Molecule: messenger RNA, 237 nt
Organism: Paracoccidioides brasiliensis Pb18
Exons: 3
Coding region: 1-237 (78 amino acids)
Source: RefSeq, a predicted model, not a curated record